This is a messenger RNA of Mesocestoides corti, 3303 nucleotides long. NCBI's taxonomy places the organism in Eukaryota, Metazoa, Platyhelminthes, Cestoda, Cyclophyllidea, Mesocestoididae. The record is from the annotation of a GenBank genome assembly.
AUGGCCGCCACGCUCGCCCUAGCUCACCCCGCAUUCCAGCCGCAGCACCAGACCCCUUGUUCGGCAUUUCUGCGCUACGCAAACCUCCUCUGGGUUCCAGCAGGCGUAGAGGCCAGUUUCGAAGGUGUUCCCAUCUCGAACUCCCUGCACUAUGGCCAUUUGGCUGCGUGUUCACAAAAGUAUCUGGCUGUUACAACCGGUACCACAGGUGGUGGAUCUGUUGCACUUCUUGACGUGCAGAAGCCCGGUCGAUACGAAUCCGAGAUGUACUCACACAGUCAAUGUCAUUCGAAUUCAAUAACAGAUCUUGCGUGGGGAACAUUGAACGACAACAUUCUGGCAACUGGUUCGAUCGACAAGACGGUCAAAUUGUGGCGAGCAAAUGCCAGUGAAACAGAAAACGCCCUGCCAAAUUUAAAUCAACUCACUGAAUUUCUGCACAGAGAUCGAGUCGUGAGUGUGGUCUGGAGUCCAAACUCGCGAAAUCUCCUUGCUACCGCCCUGUACGGGAAAAAGGUCACCAUCUGGAAUGUGGAGAGCCAGAAGGUACAAAGCACGCACAUCUGCACCGCUGGCGCUCACAGCCUCUGUUGGUCACCGACGUCGUCUAGCCGAUUGGCGGCGGCGUGUCGCGACAAACAUCUCUGUGUUUUCGAUGCCGACAGUGGCGCCAAGAAGCCCGCCAUCUCGAUGACCUGUCACCAGGGUUCGAAGCCCUGGAAGGCUGUGUUCCUUGACGAUUCCACCGUCGUGACUGUGGGCUUUGGACAUGAAGGCACCAAGGAGGUGGCAGUUUGGGAUCUAGCGAUGCCAAACAGGGCUCUUGAGCGUUCCUGGUGUAGUCAAUCGUCGGGUGGCGUGAUACUUUACCACUACUUCACCAGCCGACAUUUCUUCCUGUCAAGCAGGGGUGACAAUGGAAUCCACCUGUACAAGUAUGAUUCUCGAAGUUUGAAAUUCGCGGGGCAAUUUCAAAGUCCUCAUCCACACCGCGAUAUUUGUUGGAUGCAACAAGAGUGUCUGGACCCAAGAUCCAAGGAGAUUGGCCGGUGUUUUCGCCUCUACCUCCCAGAUUCGUCGGUUGUGCUAUCUACUGGCAGCCGUCGUCGAAACAACGUCUCCACCAAUCACUACACGCAGGAAAUGAGCGGUAUGUACGGAUCAACCCUACCCACCAAUGGCCGAUCAUACAGAAAAUUGCGAUCGCCGCUAAUUGAACCGCUAAGCAUUCAGCUACCAGAAACCGUGACGGACAACGACGAGGACUCAUCCACAAACUCAGAGGCCUCCAGCGCAUGCGAUGUGAACGUUCAACCGCUAAGCAAAAAAUUGAGUUCCUACGUAAAUCGGCGGCUCAUCAACAAGUCGAAAAUACCAAUUAAGGAGAGGAGGAAACGACUUCUAAAGGCUGAGAAACUGACCAAUGGGGGCAUCGAGGACACUCCAAAUGACGGCAAUCGAUAUAAACCUCCCUCCUUCUCUUCAAGCGAUGUUCAAAAGGAACACCCAUUUAACCCGGAGGUAUAUCAUAAUGGUCAGUUGCCAUCGGUAACACCCAACCCACCGCCAACGUUUCCAAAGCCACGCAUUUCCUCAACUGAAAGGGCCAAUCACAGAUCAAGAAGACCGUGGAAAAGCUGGAAGGUCAUACCUGGCUUGAAGGUGGUUGAAAAGCAAUCUACCAGAGUUGAAAAUGGUCCACGGUGCUAUCCGUUGGAGGCGUGUGAAGAAAAAUUCCACAGUGGAAUGGAGACACAAGAACACGAUCAAGAGGAUAGAGACUUGAAUGACGAAAUACUGAUCGUUACCUCGGCAUUUAGGGGACAUCGGAACGGAAAAAUUUGCGCCGUUACGACGCCUACAACGCAAGUUAUUCUAACCAAUAGUCUACCAAGUGCUAAUGCCACUGGUGCAAGCCACUCCACCGAAAUUGAUGACAAUGGCGAAGACGACGAGGAGGAGUACGCUACGUGCUCCGUUUCAGACCUUGUGGCCGCGUUCGAGGCAAGAGCAGCUGAAAUCGCAGCGUGCGACACAACAAGCAUCUGUUCGGAGUCGCCGUGCGCUCCCUCGACACCGCUGCCUCACCCCCCUGCGCCCCUCAACUUCCCGCCUUUAAGGGAACCCCCAAACCUCGAACCAGCUGGAGGUCCUCGUGAGGAGGAGAUACCGCGAGCGUGGAAUGUGCCAAAACCCGCCUCAUUUCAAUACGCCUCGAAGCCUCCCAGCCGAGUGUACAGCACCAACCACAAACGCUGGUCAAUGAGUCAUUCCAUUGGCGCGCAAAUGUCGCCAGCGCUUCGGUACAUGCAGAGGUCACAGCGCACCUCCACGCUCUCACGACCCGCAUCCGUCUCAGAGGACGAGUCUAACGUCAUCGCGAGGCGUUCCGCAUUCAUUAUCCCGAUUUCUGAUUGUCGAGUUAAAGCCGCUCAGUCUGAGACGUUGGUUGAAGAAGCGAUUAGAAAGUGUAACACCGAACAGAGUCCUUCUGGGUCCAACAAUGAAUGCCCGGCGUUUGGAUCAGCUGACUUGCAACUAAACAACUCCAAACUGCGGGAAAGGAUUAUAGAUGUUCUUGAAAGGGACGAAUGGAACACCACCUUACCCGCUACAAUUCGUGAACAAUUGGAGUGUCAGCCCAAAAAGAGUCAUUUGCGGAUGCAAGAUAUGUCAGACAAUGACACCCUUACUAAAGCGCUUAAUUUUGAGCGACCAAAGAAUUGGAGCAGCAAACCAACAGUAAAUAUGGAGCGGCCGGACACUAGUUACCCAAUGUACUCCUCCUUUAUAGAGCCCAGAAACUUCACCAACAACCAGGAAGUAAUGAGUGCAUCAACAACGGAGGCAUUCCCCUUAAUCAAGCACCCUACAAACUACGGCGCAUCAGCAACACUUCAGUCUCCCUUCGACAGUUCGCGUGCCUUCUUUAACAGCACCAACUACGCUCCGUACCUGCGAGAAUUGGAGUCAACAGUUCGCAGGUAUUUCAGCGACUAUGACACAGAUCCGGCUGAGAAGAUGGCUCCUGACACCACUCACGUUGAAGUGGAAGAUUCAGGAUCCGACACCGAAAAGACGGAGACGUUUGUGCAUUUUGCUGAACUGCCUGCACCAAAGAAGGUCGCGUCGAAAGAGGAGGUGAAGGGCAGGGUUGUUGAACUGCCUCGAUUGCUGAAGACAACUACCACCAACACCACUGACGAUGCAUCUUCGGACUGUGAUCAAUCCUACGUGGGCACAUCUACGGAGGCCGAUAGCGACGUGUUAAGCAGCACGUACGGCGUUCCAGCCACGAAGUAA